This is a messenger RNA of Perkinsus marinus ATCC 50983, 282 nucleotides long. RefSeq lists its product as hypothetical. NCBI's taxonomy places the organism in Eukaryota, Perkinsozoa, Perkinsida, Perkinsidae. The record is from RefSeq and is a predicted model, not a curated record. The transcript has 2 exons. The annotation marks the transcript as partial.
AUGUUGACUCUGGCACUUGAUAAGGAUUCCACUGUUAGCCCACGUCUAGCUGCUGCCGCCGGCAUCCUCAAAGUCAUAAGAGGCGCCUAUUCGGAGCUAUGCCAAGAGGGUUGGGAGCGAGCGAUUGGUGCAUCCGAAGAAGAUGGUACUGACCUGCACAAACUAGCCAGAGGGUAUCUUCAUGCCCACUUGCCGCAGUGGCUCACAGGCGCGGCUGUAACAGAGUCCUCGCUUGUCGAUGAUGGUCCACUUCCUGGGCCUGAGGAUCCCGGAGCUCCCCAG